AUGGCGGGCAGGCAGAUGACGGCCAAAAAGGUACCCUUAUUGGCUCAAGGAGUUGGCUGCUGUUAUGGAUUUGCGAUGAAUAAACGGUCAGGAAAAUGUGAAAAGUGUGCCAUUGGCUACCAUGGCGAUAAUUGUUCACUGAAAUGCAGGCCUCCCACAUUUGGCGAAGGCUGCCAGGCACUAUGCGACUGUCCAAAAACGGAUUGUCACUUUGUACAUGGAUGUUCUAAUCAGCUCGAAACAUCAACCGACGAUCAUAGAUAUAAUUCAUCUAUGGCAGUAUUUACAACUUCAAAAAACAAGAUUGUCAACCCUACUGUUCACCGUGUCUUUACCAAAGAUGCUAGCCACUUCGACGAUACAACACUAUCUAAUAUGCCAACAGAUUUUGACUUGUUAAAAAACAAUGUCGUUAUUGGCUUUAUCGGUGUUUUUGCUAUUUCUUUCACCAUUUUUGUUCUAGCAUAUAUAUUUUUUAAAUGUUUCCGGAAAACAGCACAUGCUAACAGAACAAAGAAGAACGAAACACAAGCUCAAUACAAAUUGGUAAGGAUUGCAACAGAGGAACAUGAAAAGGCAGCAUAUAGGGAUCUAGCUGUUCAAUUAGAUACCGAAUCGUCGUAUCUCUCCCCCGUCUUCAGAGAUACUAACGAUCGUGAUGACACUCAAAGAGUCAGUGAAAACGGAUUAAGGAUUGAAAACUAUCCGAAUUUGAGAACCAAUGAAGAACCUUUCAAUAGAGGUAAUGAAACGAAUAUUUUCCGAGACGAUGAAACAAAACAUGUUUAUCUUGAGAUUACAAAUAGCAUCAUAUAAAUGUUUAAACCGAAUUUGAUUUGA
Magallana angulata is the source of this 840-nucleotide messenger RNA. RefSeq lists its product as uncharacterized. The transcript is spliced from 4 exons. The record is from RefSeq and is a predicted model, not a curated record. Lineage: Eukaryota; Metazoa; Mollusca; Bivalvia; Ostreida; Ostreidae. Bases 1 to 816 code for a protein of 271 amino acids.